AUGAUAACCAUUCGCGGCUUCACGUCGUACACAAACUUUAAACACAAACUUUUUUAUCUCGUGCGUACUGGCUCGUGCGUACUCGCAUUGACCAGCGUUCUCAUCUAUUACCACUAUAUUUUGCAUCCCAGUGCAACACAUGUGGCGGAACGGCAUUACAAAUUGGAACGAUAUUUUGCGGAUUGUACGGGUCGUAGUCAAUUGAGCGCAAAGAUGGGUAGUAGUAGUGAACUUGAUGAAUUAUCAUCCGGAGAUGAAAUGUGCAACAGAGCAGUAAUAUCUGUAUCGGCUGUUGAAGCUGCUAUAAAUAGUGCUAUUCGUCAGCAUCAAACACUUAAGACGGGUCAAUCAAACAUUGAUACUCGAGUGCCUUUAAUAAAAGAACAGUUAGGAAUUCGCGCAAACAACUUAACCGGUGGAUUGUGCAAGGAUGUUCAAUGGAUUGGUGAGCCUACCUUUCAUCCGUUGGCGGUCAUUUGGGGUCGUAAGGGACCAUUUGUUAUUUCAAAGGAAGUCGUGAUUGUAGGCCGGGAUUCUGCAAAUUCGAUUGCAGACUUUGUUGUGCAGGAAGGCAACUACGUAAGCAGAUGUCACUUCAUUCUGUUUUAUAACGGUCAACCGAAUAAGUGGAACAUCAAAGUGAAUGGGAAAAACGGUGUAUUCGUUAAUGAAAUUAUGUAUGCACAAUCUGAACAGGCUGAAAGCAUUCCGAUUAGCUGUAUUUUUCGUUUUCCUUCCACACGAAUUUCUAUGCUGUUUUGUGGUAUGGAACCACUGCCUGCAACGGGGAAUACGAUUUUUUCUAUUGUGAGGAUGACAGGAAAUGAAAUAGAUUCAGCAAUCUCUUUAGCGGAUUCAGAAAAGACAUUUCAUUUGUCCGACAAAUCCCAUGAGGAAGAAAACACAAGCACAUUGACAACUGAACACAGUGAACCGAUCCAAAUACCACCGCACGGUUCUGCAGGAGCAAAUGUCAACACUGGAUCACCGUCAUCAAUUUCGACGUCAGAUUCUGAUCAAAACUACAGAGAAGAUUGUGAAGCUUCGAAUGAAAAACCACCAUAUUCGUACGCGCAAUUGAUCGUUCAAGCUAUUCUGAGUUCACCAGAUCAGCAGAUGACUUUGUCAGGUAUUUAUAACUACAUCACAAGCCGUUAUCCAUGGUAUCGUUCUGCCGAUAAGAGCUGGCAAAAUUCGAUCCUCCAUAAUCUUGCACUGAAUCGAUAUUUCGUGAAGGUCGCACGCUCUCAAGAAGAACCUGGUAAAGGUUCGUUUUGGAGAAUGGAAUCAUCUUCCGUUCCACGUAGCGUCGAAUUGGCUCAUAAGAAAAGAAAGCCAAAAUUGUUGAUUGGUAACAUAGUUUCGAGUUUUGUGAUAGACAACAAUCCAGAAUCUGUUGAGGACACUAUGGUCGCUAUAGAAACGAGAAAAGUUUUAGCAUUUGAAGUAGAAGAGGUUGAACCAGAUUCACACUCCUCCGAUGAACAGCUUAUUUCUGACCCGGAAAUGGGCGAAGAAACACUGACAUUGAGCAACGGUAGCCCCAGAAGUAUUUGCAGUAAUAAUAGCAGAGGCAGCUUUAGUAAUGGUGGCAAUGAAAGUAGCAGCACCAUCAGCAGCUACAGCAUUGCAAAAUUGAAUGCACGUGAUGGAAAUCUCAAUUAUUUUGAAGUUGGGAUGGGCAUGUUUGGACUUACGAGAAUCACUUUCGAAGUGGGAGACGUCGAGAGCGGUUGCUUCGGGCGGAUGGAUAUUUCUCCAUCUGCCGACAUACAAUUUCCGCUUGCUGAACCAGUAUUUCCGCUGCACCAUCCGCGAAGUUACAUUUCUUCAGAUAACAGUCAUCACUUUGAAAAAGACACUGCCAUAUUCUCUGUGGAAGAAAACGACGUGUUACGUGAAGAAGAUAUGCUGAGACUUGCACAUAGCGCACCGUGUUCUCCGAAAAACGUGUUGUCACGAUCAGAAUUUCGUUCCUGCGGUGCGACGUUUAGAGUCCGCCAAUCUGCAAAGGAUGGGCGUUCUCGUCUGCAGCUUUGUCCUUCGGCACCGGAAUACCGAUCCGUCAGUAUUAAUAAGCUUUCGAAGGCGUUGAGCUUGAGCUCUGAUGCUUUACAUCAGAUCACUUCAUACCCACGGAACGAAACAAAAAGUUUAAGCACGACACCUGUUCAAGAAAUGCUUCAAGAUUCGAGUGGACUGAAACUCGAAGACCUCAGUCGUGAUUUCAUCAUGAUGAGUGAUUCAAAUGAUCCGCAGUAUCAUCAAGUUAAUGGGAAGGAAGCACAACCACGUCACCGUAGCAGACGCCAAAAUCUGACCUACUCGGCGCGAGUGGAACCAUUCGUUAGUGAGAAAAUGAUUGUCGCAUCAAGUUCAAAAGCUCAUUCGUACACAGGACCAGAACAACCGCACUCGAGUUCAUUUAAAACAUCUGGUGUGCAACAAGUGAUCGGCAUCGAAAAUUACGGCGAAGAUUCUAAAAUUGUUGGAAAUGAAAUCAUUGAAGAAGAUGGCUGUUUGAAAUAUCUACCAAUUAUGCGAAAAUACGGUGUUGAUGAAUCGGUAAAGUUGAAUACCAAAAUGAAGCCCUUACCCCGAGAGAAGUUCGUGAGAGAUAUGUUAAUUCAGCGAAAACGAACAUACGUUGAAGCUGUUGCUAGUGGUGAAGUUCAGAAAGAAUAUCAUAAAGUUACUAAAAAGCCAAAACAAACUUACGAAAUAUCAACACAUCCUACAGAACGAAUGAUGGCGAUAAAGCGAAAGAAAACAAUUGGCAAACAACUGGCUUCAGGAAAUCCUCUAUUAACUCUACCACCUCGUGUAAAGUCGGAAGCCACCAUUGCGACCAAUUCGAAUUUUCUGGCGCAACAGCUCCAAACUGCUGAUCACAUGAAUGAGGAUCCGUUUUACUCUAAUACAGUCGAGACUGGUUCUAUAUUGGAUAAACUACGAAACAAAUCAUGCACAGAGAUGUCGUCGCAGCAGCAAUCAAAUCUUGCAGCAGAUCUGAAUUCACAACCACAUAUAAGCACCUCUGCGAUGGCGCACUUGUCAGACAGCUGGAAACGUACAAUUGAGGCAAUUGAAGAACUUGCAGAAAUACGGCAAUAUUUGUUGGAGAAAUCAAGCAUGCCGGACACAUUACAGCCACCCCAACCGGUGAAUGCACCUGUUACAGAAGCAGCUUCACAGAAUUUGCCUACUUUCAGUUCUUUGCUGUCAGAUGCUGCCUUGAUGACGGCAAUUUCGCAACUGGAGGCAGCUACAUACAUGCAGUAUCAGUUAAAAAUUCAACAGAUAACUGCUUCGGCCGAGUCAUCAGAAUAUUUUUCGAAUUACAUCGAUUAUAUUAAAAUGCUUUUGGGUGUUCCGGUAUCGCAAAGUCAGUCACAAUCAUCAAAUUUAUUUGCUGCAGCAAAUGGCGAACAGCAACACCAUCAAAAUCUUCAAGAGUUACAACCACAGUUCCCAUUCCCAAAUUACUCCUUCCCAGCAACCUUUCCGGCUAAUAAUCCUUUUCUUGAUCGUAAUUUAAAUUUGAACAUCGGUCAGUGGUUCGAUUAUAUGCGGCUGCUUGCUAUACAGUCCAGUUCGGCAGGGCUUUGUAUGCCACCUUUCGCCACACCCAUGUGGAAUCCGCUCUCUUUGAUUGCACUGAAAAACGCAUGCGCAGCGGCGCCCAUAUUUUCGAAUUUACAGAAGGAGCUCACCGAUUUAAUGACACAACGCAAUAAUGCCAAUGUUUGCGGGAACAAUGGGGCACAAUGUCCAAAUUGUUCGAAUGUAGCAUCGAAGAGCAAUUUGCAUUCCGCACAGUAA
Molecule: messenger RNA, 3822 nt
Organism: Cercopithifilaria johnstoni
Lineage: Eukaryota; Metazoa; Nematoda; Chromadorea; Rhabditida; Onchocercidae
Source: the annotation of a GenBank genome assembly